AAUACACAAUUAAAUAAAAAAUAUACAAAAACAUGAAAAGGUCAAUGUUAAAGUGAAUAGGCCAAUUGGGAAAGAUGAGUUUUUAUCUUUGAUUUGAAAUGUGGGAGUGUGUCAGUGUUGCCGAGGUCAGGGGGGAGUGAGUUCCAAAGCCGGGGAGCAGAGCAACUGAAUGCCCGGCUCCCCAUGGUGACAAGAUGGGCAGAAGGGACAGAAAACUGAACCACAAAAACAUGAACCAAAAAGGCUCAAAAAUACGGAUCAAAUCCAUCUAUGAUUUUUUUUUUUACAUUCAGUUGGUUUGUCGAGUGUGAAAUAAUUUAUUAAAUAUGAGUAGUAUUGUUAAUAAUACUCAGGCGACUUGCAAGCUCUAAUAAUUUAAGCUUUAUUUAUUUUUUCAUUUACUUGAACAGAGUUUAAGUAGAGGACGAACAGCAAUUCAGUUACAAUAACAAACAACCAGGGGAGGUUACUUACAUAAAAACAUUCAUGCACAUUUUCUUACAUCUUUAAGGCAUUUAGUACACUAUGAUGAUGUUUGAUUAAUUUUACAUUUAUGGAAAUAGAAUUUCACCUGAAGAAUUAAUUUAUUAUUAUUAUAUAUUAUUAUUAUUAUUAUUAUUAUUAUUAUUAUUAUUAUUAUUAUUAUUAUUAUUAUUAUUAUUAUUUUAAUCUUACAAUGCUUUUUUUAGUUUCUGAAAAACAAAGUUCAUUUUCUCAUCUUGGGUAAUGUCAUGUUGCGUUAACAAUCCGGGACAUUUAUUGUGAAAGUGCAAACCGGAAGCUCAUUCAAAUCGCAGGAAAGCGGAGUUUCAUCAGGGCAGAGCCGGCUGCUGACUGUCUGUCCCUUCAGUGAUGAGCGCACCGGCUGCUGCGGGCGGGAAGGGCGCUCACUGACUGAGCCGUUGGCUGAGGUGGUUGUGGGUUUGAUCGCGGCAGCGCCGGCUGGAGUGAGUGAUCGACAGGAAGAUGCUGACCGACAUGAUUGCAGAGGAGGAAUUCGAGAUGAAGGAGGAGGAACCGUGGUUUGACAAGCAGGACCUUGAACGUGACCUCCAGCUGGCAGCCGAGCUGGGGAAGACCCUCCUGGAGAGGAACCGGGAGCUGGAGCAGGGCCUGCAGCAGAUGUACGCCACCAACCAGGAACAAGUGCAGGAAAUCGAGUACCUGACCAAGCAGGUAGACCUCCUGAGGCAGGUCAACGACCAGCACGCUAAAGUGUACGAGCAGCUCGACCUGUCGGCCAGGGAGCUGGAACAGAGCAACCACAAACUGGUUCUGGACAACAAGAAGGCCCAGAAGAAGAUCCAGGGGCUGACGGAGACGGUGGACCUGCUGCAGACGCAGGUGGAGGAGCUGCAGCAUAAGGUGGAGGAGUUGAAGCUGAGUCAGUCCCAGAAACCUCCUCCGAGACGGAGGUCUUCUGCUCGCAGCGCUCAGAGUGUUUCUUGCCUGCAGGAGCUGCAAAACACAUUCGGGUCUGACUGUGAUGCUGAGGAGGCCUCAAUCGACCUCGAGAACUCCUCCGUCACGUCGUGGCACGAGGAAGAGCAGGCGUCGCUGCGGCAGUCCCUCCGUGCUCUCCAGGUGCAGUUUGCCACUGAGCGUGCUCGGAGGGAGGAGGCGGAGCGUGGGGCUGACCUGCUCGUGCAAGAGAACGCCGAGCUGGAGCAACAGCUGUCACAGCUGGAGGGAUCCCAGGCGAGGGUGUCCGAGCUUGAGCGAGAAGCAGAGGAGCUCCGUCAGCUUUGGAAGUUGGAAUCCUCGUCAAGAUCUUUAAGGCCAGAUUGCAUCCAAGGCUUCCUGCUGCACCCAGAAGAGGAGAGCGAAGGAGAGCCGGCGGCGAAGAGCCCAUCUGUCCUGAAACGCUGGGCCAGUGAGCGGCAGAUGAAGGCCACACAGGCGCCAGACACCCCCAACAGGAUCUAUGACCACGAGUGCUCCUGCGUGCGGCGGGCUGAGGUGGUGAAAUACCGUGGGAUCUCGCUGCUCAGUGAAGUUGACGCCCAGUACAGUGCCUUGCAGGUGAAGUACAACGAGCUGCUAAACCGCUGCCGCCCAGGGGUGGAGAGGGAGGAGCAGGACGGGCAUCACGAGGAGGAGCAGUCUGCAGAUCUGGACCCAGCCCGGCCAGCUCUGUCUCAAUGGGAGGACUUGAACGACGGCUUCCACCAGCCUGAGUACAAAAAGCUCUUCAGGGAGAUCUUCUCCCGCAUUAAGAAAACCAAAGAAGAGCUGAGUGAAAACCGAGAGAGGCCAUGAUGAGCCGGCAGCUUCUACUGCGUCCAGAAAUGCUAGUUUAGAUUGAAACUCCAACAGGACAGUUGUCAUUUGCACAGACUCUUUAACAGCACUGACUGUAGCAUCACCAUCACAAACCUUUCUGGGGAAACGUUUUCAUCAACCGUCAUUUCAUUUGAUCAUUUCUUAUAGUUUUCUAGAAGGAAAAAAGACCCUUAUUUAACCCUCUGGCUAUUUGGUGCUAUAAAAAAACAGGUCAACUUUCUCUUAGUAAAUGUUAAAAAGAAUGUAAAUAAAGUUUUAAGUAGGCGAAUACCACUUUAAAUUAUUACCGUCAUUAAUGUGACAGUUUUUCACUUCUUAGCACUUUUAAAAUUCACUGCUCGGUUCAGCUGCUGCUCCUCAGGUGAUUAUCUUUGAUUUAUGUCCAAAUAUUUGACAAAAAAUGCACAUCAAAAAUAUAUGUAUAUAUAUGUUUUUGCUUUAAGUAGCUCUUUCUUUCAAGAAAACAAAGGGAACCCCAUAAGAUAUAACUUUUGUAUAUCUGAAUCUGUUUAAAAGUCUUGUCUGUAUGACGAAUGAACCCAUGCCUGACCUUCAGAGUAUGUAGGUCAUGGAUGUGCUUAGAUUUCACUGUAAAUGAUUUUUGUUUUUUGAUGUUCAGUCGAUUGUACGGUAGGUUAGUUGGCUGUGAAUGUACUAAAAGAAGGUUUGUCUGAGCAUGGAUCCAGUGAAGGCCUGAAAAAAGGAACUCCUAGAAGCUUCUUUUAGCUGCAGUUUGGUCGUUUCUGCUGCCUGUUGUGUGUUAAGCUUAAAGUCUGUACCACUGUUUAUAAAAUCACACCGAAGUGCACCAAGCGGUAUCUGGUGUCCGCUUGACACCGUUUAUGGGGGUGGAUGGUGAAGCAACGUGGGCUCUUUAAUUCACAUUGUAAACGUGGAUGAUCUGGACACCUUGACUGGAUGUUUCUGCGUGAAGCCAUACAAAACAGAACAAGCUGUGCAUUUCAUUCAUGUCUAAUAAACCUCAUUUGUAAAUGUG
Messenger RNA from Oryzias latipes (Japanese medaka), 3280 nucleotides. Its product is annotated as cerebellar degeneration-related protein 2. The record is from RefSeq and is a predicted model, not a curated record. Lineage: Eukaryota; Metazoa; Chordata; Actinopteri; Beloniformes; Adrianichthyidae.